Molecule: messenger RNA, 6370 nt
Organism: Paramuricea clavata
Lineage: Eukaryota; Metazoa; Cnidaria; Anthozoa; Malacalcyonacea; Plexauridae
Source: the annotation of a GenBank genome assembly
AUGAGCGUAGACGCUUUUGUAACCAGCGUAGAAAUCGUGUCAAACACUGAACUACCGUGUCCAGAAAAAGGUGGAGUUGUCGAAAACCGCAACAUUAAAGGGGAUGCUGAACUGUUCAGUUGUCUAUCCAUUGAUGCUGUCCCUACCGUGGCAGCAAAAACAGAACGGAAUACCGUAGAAGAUGUGUCAAACACUGUACUACCGUCUCCAGAAAAAGGUGGAAAAAUACAAUCACUUCUAAGGCUCCGUUUACAUGAGACCGGGACGAAGUCAAACCGGAAUGAAAAUUGAAAUUGUCAACAUGUUUACAUGAGACCGGUACGAGGAUCACAAAAUCUUCAAUUUAUUCCCCUUGCCAGGCAAUUUUCUUUUUCAGGUGUCUUUUGCUAGCAUGUGUUGUUCCAGUGUGAAGAUUACAGCCGAGCCCGGUCUGAAAUGUAUUUGUGUUUACAUUCAUCCCGGUCUGAAUUCAUGCCGGUCUGAAGUCAGUUGGUUCGGUCCAGCAGGCGGAAUGACUUGAGACCGGUCUGAGUUAUUUUCGUCCCAGUCUCAUGUAAACAUCUAUUAUAGAUAAUACUAUGACCGAAACGAGAUGGUCCCGGUUUGACUUCGUUGCGGUCUCAUGUAAACGGGGCCGAACGCGUACCUUUGAAUCCCGAAUGGCUCUACAAUCAAGAGCUAGGUUCUGGCGAAGGUCAAUAUGAUGCAGGUUGGGAAAUACCAGUAAAAGUUCUGUUAUAUUGAUAACAGCAAAAUUGUUCUCGCUGAAAUCAACUGCCCUGACCCAAAGCUGCCGUGCUGUGAACAACCCGUCGAUAGUCUUUAAAGACAGGUCACUGCAAUCUAGUAAACCUAUGAAAGGUUCCUCAAUACAGGUUUCCGCACUGAAAUUCACAAAUACCAAUAAACUUAAUGCCAAGAAAAGCAUUUUUUAUACUGAUCACCUUAGCUCAGGUUGUUAUGAAGUCAAACUAUCUUGCUAUCAUAACCUUCCUUCUUUUAUACACGGCGAUGUUUGCUAGCCUAAAUAAAUUAAUCAUACUACAAUGAAACGUUCAUUUUCCUGUAACCAAAACAAUAAGCUGAAAACUAUGCAAAAGCGUGAGAAGACUAUAAUAAUCUUUCUUUUUCAAACAGGUGUAAUAUUUGUUAUUUUCAAUCAUGAUACUGUGCAUUAUAAUGCAUUGUUAAUUUUCCUGUAGCCACAAAAAUAAUCUGAAAAAUAUGCAGAAAGCGUCGGAAGACAGAGGUCGAAAUUAAUCAUAUUAAGCGUGCUAAAAACAAAUAAAUAUUGCGCAAUGUUCAGUGGUAACUAUUAUUAAUAACUGCGUAAACGCUCAUUUUCCAAAAGUGGAAGCAUCAAACAAACAAGUGGAAACACAAAACGGCGGGAAUCUCACAAACAACAACAAGUCGACAACAACAAGAAGUCAAAAAGUUAUGGGAAAAGACAAGAAAAAAGAAGCGGAACAACAACGGAAAAUAAGGCUUGAUAAAAAAACAAAAACGAAAAGCUUACAGGCUUUCUGCGCAUACGCCAAAAAAAAGAAUCCGGCGUUUCUCAAUGAAUUUCUUGCCUCCUAUGAAGGCAAGCAAAGCUCGAACCAGGAGGCACAACAAGAACAAGAAACCCCAGAACAAGAAACCCCAGAACAAGAACCCCCACAGCAAUCGUUGGGACUGCCGUUGGUAAAUGAUGCACACCUGGACUUUUUAAAUUAUCCAAAUUGUUUGGACUUUUUAGAUAAUAUAAAUUUUGACUUUUUUAAUGACUUUUAGACAGUUUUCGAAUAAACAUUUUUAUUAACACUAUUCUUUAUAACAGUUUUUGAAAAUAACACAUAUUAAAUGUUCAAAACUAUUAGCAAAAUUGUUUAUCAUACUAAGUCCAAAAAAAAGAAAUGCCUGGGUUUCUAUUUCUCAUAUGCAAAAAUAAUAUCUCAUAUAAAAAGAUUAGGGUUGGUGAUUUCUUUGGCCUAACUCAUUAGUAAGCCCUAAUGUCUCCUGUAAUAUACUUUACAAAAAUAGUAUCAAAUCAAAUAAUGUAACCUAGUAGAUGGUUAAUUAAGCCAAUAUACAGGGUGUCCCAAAAAAACCGAAAACUAUUGAAAUCACCAAUAAUUUAAUUGUUAGAAUUUGAAUGCCUUAGCACUCUGUUGGUUCCCACGAGUGCAUAAAUGAUUGACAUAAGUAAAUUUUAUGUAUAAAGAAACUAUUUAAGAAGCUGCUUUUGAUUCCCAAGAGCAAAAAACCGCACACUUUACAAGGAGAUGUUCUUAACUAAAUUUUAAUACAUGCACCUUGUCAAUAUUUUACGCAUCAUUACGUUCAGCUUUUUGGUAGGGCAUUGAAUUUUAACAGUAAGUGAUUUCAAUGGUUUUCGGUUUUUUUGGGACACCCUGUAUAUCUGGUAACCCAUUAGACAUGGCUACCAUAAGGGAAUCCCCUAUUUGGCCUAACACUAUCUAGAUUAUUCUUGCUGUCUCAAUGCCAAUUAAAUCUAAAACAUAUUAAAUAAAUCUGAUUUUAUCAAUUCCUAUUUUUACAGCUUUUGUUCUGGAUGAUACAGUUUGUGGAAAGACAGCUGCUAUGCAGUACAUGGUACAGGACAAAUGCUGUGGGGCUUCAACUAAAAGCAAACCAGCUGAGUGAGACUUGACAUUAACAAUUAAUGACUUUGGGUACUCAUUAUUUAUUUCUGGCCAUGUAUAUAAAUAUAAUUAGGAAAUUUUAAAUAAGUGUAGGUUAUAGUAAGUGUAAUUACUCAGCCCCAGGAGCCGGUUGUUCAAUGCUGGACUAGCGCUAACCCUGGGUUAAAAUUUAGGCUGCUAUUUUAGUUUGUGUAUUUCUACUGUACACAUCCGUUUAUUUUAAUUUAAACUUCAGAGAAGAAAACUCGUAUCGAUCCAGACAAGAUCUCUGAAGAAAUAUUUCCACAUUUAUAGACAAGCUGUCAGGUUAAGCUAGGGUUAAGCUAAUCCAGCCUUGAACAACUGGCCCCUGGAGAAAAUUUGAUUGUGCAGUGCAUAAUUAUAUGUGUAACCUAUAAUUAUAUAUUUACUAAUAAAUACAUUUAAUAUUCUGAUCUAGUAUUUCUUCAUAUUAAAUUAUUACGGCUUCAAGUGAACAUGACAGAGGUACAGUUGCAGCAACUUGAUGUUGCAGAAGUAAGAGGAAAUAGUUUUAUGCAAGAAAUAAAACUCACUUGGUGGCAGUUAUGUGACAUAUCUGCUUGGUAGAUAAUAUACAGAUAAUUUUAUCUGUAGGGAAACUAUACUGUCACAUAACUGUGACAGAUAUGUUAUUGGGCCAAAUUCCGAUAUGUUGCAGAUAGGCAAGUUUGCUUAAUAUGCACAAAGAAUGUCAAACUAAAGGACAAGUCAUUAUCAAUUCUUUCUCGUGGAGGCUCUCAUCAAAUCAAAAGACACCAUGAGCGUAAUCAUCCCUCAUUGUCACUAAGUACUGUGAAAUUACAGGUUGUGCCUUUAGAUCAUAUUUCUGUCCCUAAGGACAUCAGGGCCUUAGUUUCUAAACAAAGUAUUAGUGACAAACAAGCAAACAAAACAGUUAAUUCUGUAUCAUGUAUAAAUAGUAUGAUGAUAUUAGAUGACGAGCUCUCACCUAGCACUUCUGCCCAAACGAAAGAUCCAAAAGAAAUAAGAUCUGCGAACCAUGCCUCAUCAACGAAUGAAACAUUGACUGGUAUGUAAAGUGAAUAAUUGAAUCAUCCAAAUGCAAACUGCAACAGUAACUGCAGCCAAUAUGUUUGAUAUAUAUUUUCAGAUGAAGAGGAAGACAAAGUUUCCAAGGGGAAAGAAUGUAUGGGAGAAGUCAGUUCAUUUGUGCAAAGCGACAUUGAAGGAUAUGUGCACAUUCCAAAGCCUAAUAUGGAGGAAAAGUUAAUUGGCAUGAUAGAGAAAUUAACAAUUAAGGUUGAUAAUCUUAGUAAGCCCUCGACAAGUUCCAACAAAGCCUCAUUGCCAUCGUCACAUUUCAGUGAGACAAUGAAAGAAUCGUAUGAUCACAUGAAAGAAUGGAAAGCGGUUAAGAACAUUGUUGAAUUGGUCAGCCAUGUGGAAGACCUGGCAAUUUACCCAAUGUCAGAGGAAGAUGAAGAAGGUUUAUUCAAAGAAGGUGGUGCUAUAUUAAGGUGUGAAACUUGUUUUGCUUUAUACAAAGAUAAAGCAAACAAGCUAACUCCAGUUAAAGCAGCGCAAAAACUUGCCUCUGACUGCAGAAGUAUUUGUACUGGGAAGUAUUUGAGUCCAGAAAGAAUGGAAAGUGCUAUGGCUGGGCAAGGUGAAUCCUGGCGAAAAAUGAAAAGUUCUAUUCUUCAACAUAUGAUAUGCGCCGAAGAUGGCCAAACCCAUUUUAAGGCAUUAACGAUGCUCAGCGAAGAGAAAAAUUUAAAGAAGAUUCAUUAUGGUGCUGCAGAAACGUUGCUUAAAAGUGCAUUAACUGCUGUAAAGGCCAAAUCUGCAGCUAUUCAUUAUGAAGAUCAGAUAGCUUUUGCUUUCUCCAUAGGUGCUCAAGUGGGGCAAUGUGGCCAUUCAAGAAAGUUGGUUCCUGAUAUGGUGAAGUGUUUGCUUGCUUCCAUACAUGAGAAAACAAAAGCUGAGGUAAGCAAAUGUCUCCCAAGUACAGGCCUGCCCCCACAUUAUUACAUGGCUGUUGACAAGGCUACUGUAAAUAAAAGAUCAAAUCAAGGCGUCAUCAUAUGUCCAAUGAUAGAUGGAAAGAAAGUUCCUAUUGUUGUUGGUGCACCAGAAGUAUACUCGGCAAGUAUAAAUGGUAAUGUGGAAGGAGGCAAAGCUGAUGAUUCAGCUGCACAAGCAUUUAAAGAAAUCACCAACAAAUUUGGAGGCAAAACCCUAGAUUUCUUAGUUGGUGAGUGCUUUACUGUACAUUUCUUAAAUGUCCUUUCAAUUCAACCUUGACACUUAAUACUUUUUUAUACGAUACCCAUCCCAAUCCUAGCUAUGUUUAUUGUUUAAUACAUUUUCAGGUGUUUUUGCUGAUCAAAAGCCUUUCUUAAGACUAUCAACCAAAAUGACCUUAACGAAAGCUCGUUUAUAAGACAAGUUGGGUGGAUGAAUUUGGCUGUUACCGAUGUGAAAGAUUGGGUCAUCAAAGGAAUUCUUUUCUACGUUCAUCAAACAGACAAACAAAUUUUCAGAGACUUUAAAUAGAGGAAAAGGUAUAAAAUAUUCCUGUUUACAGUCAAUGUUGACUAUUGUUUAAGCCACUGUAAAUGGAGUUUGUUCAGAUACACUUCUCCUACUACUGUUCAUAUAGUCCCUUAAAUGAGCAUUUGUAAUUUUUCAUGUUUGAACAUAGCCUGCAAAUACAAAAUUUAUAAUAGUUCUGUAUUCGCAGGUUAGUUUGAACAUAGGUUUUACAUUAUAGACGAAGAAACUACACCAUUGUGUGAAAACGUUUUAUAAGGUUUACUCAUUACUGUACUGUUCAACAGGAAGAAGCAUCUUAGAAUCCACUGCAAAGCAGCUUAACGUGAAGCCAACAGUGGCAACUGUGUAUUCUCAGACACGUUUUGCAAGUUCUGCAUACGUCCAGUGGCAGCGGAUUGUUGAUUCGUACAAGCUGUUUGCCGAAGCAAUGGCUCAAGCGUCAAAUGCAAUGGAGAACGACUUAGACCCUUUGCAAUAUCAAGUAAUUAUCUAUAUUGUAUAAUUGUAAAUAGAUAAAACAAUUGAAUCUUUGAGUGUUUCUUGUGGGAUUUUGUCACAGACCUGUUAUUGAUGCAUGACGUUUUUGAACCUGUGGCAAGAGUUAUGACCAAUCUUCAGGGCAUAUCUGUACCACCAUGGAAAGCCUACCGUUGGGUACAAAAGUUAAUCACAUGGCUAAAAGAGGCUUCACGUCAGUGUCAUGAAAAUGGGAAUAUGGACUUUUUUCCUACAAUGAGGGAUAAUGCACAGGUAUUGUUUAUAUCAGUUUACCUAGAUAUAACUACUGUAGUAUGCCCAAUAAGCAACCUGUAAUCUGGUAUUUCUCUUAGAACAUCCUUGGCCUUGAUCGGGGAAAUGAGGAUAAAACACUGCAACCUACUUAUCAAGGCAUUGAGCUUGCAAUUGGCUGGAAAAUUGUUGGCACAGAAACCGUUUUGGAGCAGAAUGGAUCGAAUCCACCCAACAAAACAGUUUUAGUCAACUGGGCAGAACGUACCGUGACAGAGUCCUUCCAUGAUGUUAGCACCUUUGCAAACGAUCUUGCAGAAUCUCUUGAUUAUCGUGUUGAAAAAUGCAUCACUAAUGCAACAGGAAUGGCAGAUUUCUUUGAUAUCGAAGAAGUCUUCAUCCACUUAUGUGGCGAGAAGCUUGAUGAUGUUGAACAUGUUCAAUUAACAUGA